GUGCAUAAAUAUGACAGUGCACACUCACUCUGAAUCCCCUCUUCUUCCAUAAACCCUACUUCUACUUCCCUUUGUUCUCAAACCUUAUCCCUUAUCCUCCCAAAACCAAACCAUGUCUACCUCCGCAGCUUCUCUCGCACUCCCAACCCUCACUCUCCGAACUCGACAACCUCUCUGUUCUCCCCAAUGCUUCUCCUCGUCCCUCUCCCUCACCCCUAACUCCAAACCCAUUUCCAUUUCCGCCGUUUUCCUCAAAACAACGCUGUCGUCGUCGUCGCCGUUGUCGCUGUCGUCUCGCUUCGUUCCCCGUGUCUCUGUGUUGGAGCAGGAGGAGGACACCUUCGGCGACGGAGACGGCCCCAGCUUCUCCCGCGACCUUAAGCUCUUUGUCGGGAAUCUCCCCUUCAGUGUCGACAGUGCGCGGCUCGCGGAGCUCUUCGAGAGUGCGGGGAAUGUGGAGGUGGUUGAGGUUAUUUAUGAUAAGACUACUGGGAGGAGCAGGGGGUUUGGGUUUGUGACCAUGUCUUCCGUUGAGGAAGCUGAAGCGGCUGCUAAGCAGUUCAAUGGCUAUGAACUUGAUGGAAGAUCAUUGAGAGUGAAUUCUGGACCACCUCCUGCUCGGAAUGAGAGUGCUCCUCGGUUUAGAGGUGGUUCUUCUUUCGGUUCCAGAGGUGGUGGUCCUUCAGAUAGUGAAAACCGUGUUCAUGUAGGUAAUCUUGCUUGGGGUGUUGACGAUGUAGCACUUGAGUCUUUGUUCCGUGAACAAGGGAAGAAGGUCUUGGAAGCUAGGGUAAUCUAUGAUAGGGAAAGUGGACGAUCUAGAGGCUUUGGAUUCGUGACUUUCGGUAGCCCUGAUGAGGUCAAAAGUGCAAUUCAGUCCUUAGAUGGUGUGGACUUGAAUGGCAGAGCUAUACGAGUCUCAUUAGCAGAUUCCAAGCCCAAGCGGUUCUGAAGCUUUUCAUCUAUACCCGAGAGAGGAUUUCGGUAGUUGGGACUUGGGAGUUAUACAGCUGCAAGAUGUCAUUGGCAAUCAGUUUGGACAAGAAAUACACUUACAUGCAUUGAGACUAGAUGUACACACAGUUUCAAUAUCUGACAGAGGAGAAUAUAUCAGUGUCUCUUGAAGUUUAAAUGUAUGUUCCAAAUUUGAUUGUUGUCAUUUGUAACUGAUUUGUAGUCCGUAUUUUCACUAUAGAAGUAGAUGUCUCAAAUAUUUAUUGGUUACCCCGUUCCAACAUUGUUGUGGAAGAAUUUUAUAAUUGCAAUGUGCCUGGAAAAUUAUCUACCACAGAUUUAUCUUUUGGUUCAAUUGUUUGGUGGAAAAGUUUAUGUUGAGGACUUAAGGUAAAUACAACCAAGAAUUUGGUUA
This is a messenger RNA of Glycine soja, 1369 nucleotides long. RefSeq names its product 29 kDa ribonucleoprotein A, chloroplastic-like. Gene Ontology annotation, cellular component: cytosol. The record is from RefSeq and is a predicted model, not a curated record. The transcript is spliced from 5 exons. NCBI's taxonomy places the organism in Eukaryota, Viridiplantae, Streptophyta, Magnoliopsida, Fabales, Fabaceae. The coding region runs from base 113 to 952 and encodes 279 amino acids. Gene Ontology annotation, molecular function: mRNA binding.